Anopheles nili is the source of this 1509-nucleotide messenger RNA. RefSeq names its product forkhead box protein I1c-like. Gene Ontology annotation, molecular function: DNA-binding transcription factor activity, RNA polymerase II-specific; RNA polymerase II cis-regulatory region sequence-specific DNA binding. Gene Ontology annotation, biological process: anatomical structure morphogenesis; regulation of transcription by RNA polymerase II; cell differentiation. The record is from RefSeq and is a predicted model, not a curated record. The transcript is spliced from 10 exons. Bases 1 to 1509 code for a protein of 502 amino acids. NCBI's taxonomy places the organism in Eukaryota, Metazoa, Arthropoda, Insecta, Diptera, Culicidae.
AUGGCCAGUCAUGCACCAUCAGCAAACUUUGAGUGGCUAGCGUUCAAAAUGCGGAUCGAUCGUGAAUUCCGCCAUGAAGGAUAUGUGUUGGCGACAACCGCCAACAGCGACAUGGCGCCGCCGGACGGGCCCAUGCAAUAUGACACAAAAUGGUCUCCGAUGAACAUCAUCAGCAUGCCGACCAAAAUCAAGCAGGAGAACUUCAACGUGCUAAGUCACCUCGACGUUUACCACCCAAUUGCGGUGUCUCUGCCAGCGUACGAUCAGGUGAAGUCUUCAUCACCCGCCUCCCUACAACAGCUGCCAACCGUGAUCGAGCGGCUGCAUGAGGAAACGGGCAGCUCCCCGGACCACCAGCACCACCCACAACACCAUCAACAACAACACCAGCAACAGCAGCAGCAACAGCAGCAACUCCACCACAACAUAGGCUCGUUGGUGUUAUCCUCCAAACCGGCGGAUGAUCUACCGAGCAACAGUCUCGUACCGGAUGAUCUACGUGGUGGCCCAAUGCCGGCGACUUUACCGCAACCAAACUCCACCAACAACUCCAGCAACGGCCAGAACAACAACAAUAAUAACAACAGUCACACCCCGAAUCAGAAUCAACCCAACGGCAACCAGAGUUCCUCGGGAGGUACCAGUAAUGGUGGAGGAUCUACGGUCAGCAAUGGAAGCACAACUAACAGCAGCAGUCUUUCCACGUAUGAUUGCAGUUCCACCACCAGCCCAACAGGUAGCCGGAACUCGAAUGUUAAGCCACCGUACAGCUAUGUGGCGUUGAUUGCGAUGGCGAUACAGAGCUCGCAGAUGAAACGUGCGACGUUGAGCGAAAUCUACGGUUACAUCACCUCGCGGUUUCCGUACUACGAGAAGAACAAGAAAGGCUGGCAAAACUCGAUCCGGCACAACCUCAGCCUGAACGAGUGCUUCGUGAAGAUCCCGCGUGAGGGCGGUGGCGAACGAAAGGGCAACUACUGGACGCUGGAUCCGCAGUACGAGGACAUGUUCGAGAAUGGGAACUACAAGCGCCGCCGGCGGAUGAAGCGCCCGUACCGUACCGGGCAUUAUUCGAAGAUGUUUGGUGACUCGUACGUGACCAAUCCGGGCAAUUUUGGUCAUCGACCGGUGUUCGCGCAGAAUCCGUACCAAACGUACCCACGGUACGAUGCCGGGGCGCCCUGGAUGCCGACGACCCAGCUUGGCAGCUAUACGUCGUGUUCGACGCGAACGAACUACUCCUACUCGACACCGUAUAAUUUUUCGCAGCUCCAGCAAACGGUGCAGCCUGUCACGAUCAACACCUACGGGCCGUUGUCGAACAAUUUAGAUACCUUCGCCGUGUCCGGCAGCACCACACCUCCCUGCGGACGUCGCUUCGAACCGCACUAUCCCUACUGGGACACGACAUUGCCACUGCCGGUGGUGAAGGACGAACCGUCGAAUCAGAUGAGCGUCACCUCAACGCAGCAGAACACCUACCAGAAGUCCUACCUACCCCAGCCCUAA